AUGGGGUUAUUCACCUCAAGCUGGGAAAGACAAGUUGAUGAUAAUCUAUUUGAUUAUAUAGAUGUUGAUCAAUUCAAAAAUAGGAAAGCUGGUACUAUAUGGAAUUAUUUCGUUAUGAUUUUUCUUUUAGUAUUAAGUUUUGUUUUCUAUGCUGUUGAUAUAUAUACUUGUAUCAAAUUAUUAGCUUUUAAUGAAUGGUCAUCACAAGUUAAACCAAAUUUACCUUUCAAGAUUUCUAAAUGGUUAUUUGCCGCUUGUAUUAUAGUUUCAAUUGUCUUGUUAAUUUAUGAAUUAGUUAGAGGUAUUAAAGUUUUCAGAACAAGAAAUAUUUCAUUAAUUUAUACAAAUACUGCUGCUAAAUCUAUGAAAUCAAUUCAAGGUUAUAAAUAUUUUUGUGUCCUAAAUGAAAUUAAUCCAAGUUCUGGUUUUGAUAAAAUGGCAUUUUAUACUUAUUUUACAUUUCAUGGGUCUAAAAAAUUAAUUUUAGCUGAUAGUCCAAGACAAGUUAUUAAUGCAUUAACUUUAUAUUCUGUCUUGAAUGUUCAAAAUGGAUUUGUGGAAACCUUAGAGAAAAUUCAAAAUCAAAGUCCAAAUGAAGCAAUUAUUUUAUAUGCAAUGACUGUUUCAUUUGCAAUUUGGUUAUUCUUUAUUUUCCAAUUUUUUUUCGCUAUAGUGUUUGCAAUUCCUGUUUUACAUCGAAUUUUAUUAAGAUUAAAAUAUAAAGCUUUAAGACAAUAUGUUUGUAUAAAAGUUGAUCAUACAGUUAAGAAAUUAGCAAGACAUUAUCAAAAAAAAUCAUUAAGAAAAUUAGUUAUUGAAAAUCAAAAAAAUUAUAAACCAACUUUACCUGAUGUUGAUCCAUUAAGUUUUACACCAACUAUACCAAAUAAACCUUCAACUUUUUCAUCAUUAAACUCCUUAUCAAAUUCAACUUUACAAAAUGAAAAUCCAUUUAGUGAUGAUAAACAUAAAUUAUAUGAAAUGACAAAUUUCAAACAAGCAGUUUCAGAUCCAAUGAAUCGUUAUAAUAAUAAUAAUAAUGAAUCAGUUUCAUCAUUUGAUACCCAAUAUUAUGGUGCAUCUCGUAAACAACCACCAAAAAUUGAUUAUAAACCUUCAAUAACAUCAUUAAACACAAGUACAACAUUAAUGUCAUCAACAUCAACAGCAGUUCCAAUAAUUUCUAAACCAACACCACCUUCAAGAACUGCACAAUAUAAACCAUCAUAUUCAUCAUUAGCUACGAUUCAUGAUAAUGGAUCACAAAACUCAAUAACAACAAAACCAGAACCUGUUCAUUUCAAUGAUUUAUUAUAUCCAAAAAAUUAUUCUACAGAAAGUAUUGGUAAUAAUUUUAGAAAACCUUCACAUAGUUCAUCAUCAGAUCAAUCUAUAGUGGAACCUGAAAAAGCAUUAUUAUCAAAUCAUAAUAAUCAAUCAGAUCCAGAAUCAUUACCACAAAUUUUUGAUUCAGAUUUAAGUGAUGAUGAAUUCGAAUCAGAAAGAUAUAAUAAUUCAUCAACAAAUCUUUCUCGUGGUUCUAAAAAAGCUCCAGUUAGAGAAAGUUUAAUAAGAAGAGCUCAAGAUAUGAGAUCUGAAGAUUAUACAAGAUUUAAUCCUUUAAAUUCUCAAAAUUCAAGUAAUGAUUCAUCAAGAAGUAAUACCCCAAAUUCAAAUUCAAGAAAUGGCUCGAAUCCUGGGAUUAAUGUUUUUCAAAAUUUCCAAGGUAGAAGAGUUUUAUGA
Molecule: messenger RNA, 1743 nt
Organism: Hansenula ciferrii
Lineage: Eukaryota; Fungi; Ascomycota; Saccharomycetes; Phaffomycetales; Wickerhamomycetaceae
Gene: KCH1
Product: Kch1p
Exons: 1
Coding region: 1-1743 (580 amino acids)
Biological process (GO): potassium ion transmembrane transport
Cellular component (GO): plasma membrane
Molecular function (GO): potassium ion transmembrane transporter activity
Source: RefSeq, a predicted model, not a curated record